AUGUUUGGAAGAGUGUUCAAUAGGUCAUCUCCUAUUAUAAGAUUAAGCGUUAGAACUAUUACUAGUCUAAAUGGUGCUAGAGCUUCAGUCAAUAGGCCAUUGGCUAAAACAUUGAUAAGUAAUGGUAAUCAUAUUUUUAAUAAGAAAUUGUAUCUUUUAGGUUUGUUUGGUAUCACUUCUGGUUACUAUUUCACUAUUAGCAAUGGUGGUUCAGCUAUUAUUAAUGAUGAAAAUGUUAAUGAUGAUGCUAGCAAGACAGUUAGUGUCGAUUCUUCAAUUUCACCAUUGCCAGUUAAUUAUUCCAAGAAUGAAUAUUCAUUAUCUAAUGAUUAUUCAUUAUUAGGUUAUGGUAUCAGAGCUGUUACCUUUUUAAAAUUUAAAAUUUAUGCUUUGGGAAUUUAUGUUGCUGAUGAAGAUAUUAAAUCAAUUGCUAAACUGUUCAGUACAAGUUAUUUAUCUUCAACAUUCAUUGACACUGAUAAGUCUAAAUCACAUCCAGAAAAUGUUAAAGAAGCAUUGAAUGAUCCUAAGAAAUCUUUAAUCUUAAUUGGUAAUUUAUUAGAUAGCGGUAUUAAAAUGAUGGCAAAGAUUACUCCAGUUAGAAAUACAGAUUUUAACCAUUUGAGAGAUGGUAUCACCAAGACAGUUCUAAACCAUCCAAAUGCAAAUGAAAAGAAGACAGAAUUAGAAAAUGGUUUGGCUCAACUUAAGGAAACUUUAUCGAAUAAAGGUAGUGUAGCUAAAAAUGAUGAUUUAUUUAUUGAAUUGAAAUCCAAUGGUUCUUUAGUAUUCACCCAUAAUAAUCGUAAAAAGAACAAAGCGAUUCAUUUAGGUACUGUCACAGAUCCAAUUGUUGGUAAAUUCUUAUUUAGUCAAUAUAUUGGGGGUCCAAAGCCUCUUUCUCCACCAACAAAAGAAACUGUCACUGAUAAAAUUUAUUCCAUAGUAUAA
Vanderwaltozyma polyspora DSM 70294 is the source of this 951-nucleotide messenger RNA. RefSeq names its product chalcone isomerase domain-containing protein. Bases 1 to 951 code for a protein of 316 amino acids. The record is from RefSeq and is a predicted model, not a curated record. Lineage: Eukaryota; Fungi; Ascomycota; Saccharomycetes; Saccharomycetales; Saccharomycetaceae. The transcript has a single exon. Gene Ontology annotation, molecular function: intramolecular lyase activity.